Messenger RNA from Xyrichtys novacula (pearly razorfish), 6792 nucleotides. Lineage: Eukaryota; Metazoa; Chordata; Actinopteri; Labriformes; Labridae. The record is from the annotation of a GenBank genome assembly.
AUCGAGAUUAUUGUGACAGUUUUGCAUACACUUUGACUUCCUCCACAUCUCAUUCCCCUCCCGCACAUCCCUCCCCCUCCCUCCACCUAAUUUUUCCUCCUCCUUCACGGACCGCACCGCUGACCGCCGCACCCCUUGACGCCUCGACCGGAGUCACGGUAGAGACAACCGGCCCCAUGCACCUUCUGAACGCGUCCCUAUUUUCUGUCACACGGCACGGCACUGGUUCGCCGCAUUUCUUUAAUUGCGCACUCCUGGUGGGGACCUCCUCGAUGCAGCAUUCUUUCCGGCUGAAAAGCCCACAGUAGCAGGAGGCUGCACGAGCGCUCCGUCGGAGCUCGAGGACAACAACAUCAUGAGGUUAGCGGUUUUCCUGUCCCUCAUCCUGUCGGUGUCCUGCCCGCUGUCUCUCGCCGCCAUUCCCGGUAAGAAACCUGACAUUCGACUUAUUUUCACUACAAAUGCCUCCUGGUAUACACAUCCAACACAGAAUCGAUAGCUUAUGAGAGUUUGUCAAUAUUAAUAUCACUUUCAGACCAUGAGGUGAAACAUUUACGUUGGGUUAAAAUGUGAAUUUGCUCCUCCGCACAAUCCACGAAUACCACGGCAGACCAAAGUGCAACCUUCACUUCUGCUGCAAAUAUUUCCAAACGUGUUUACUGUUACGAUGUUGCGCAGUACAAUCAGGUAUAGCGAGUUAUUUUGUACCCUUUAAGAGUGGUAGUUGAGUCCGAAGAUAAAAAUGUAAGUAGGUUUCUUGUGUCAGCUGUUUUUUUUUCUGUGUGUAGUUAAAAUGCAACAGCACCAACUACUCAACUAAUAACUAUUAAGUUAUCUAUAAUUGUGUACUUCUGCAUCAGUCAGGUGAGCCUUUGACAAUCAGGGCCUUUAUAGUGUGCUUACUUUGAAGCCCAUGGGUCAGCAGUACAUACAGGACACCUUGCAUAACUCAAUGAGUCCCUUAAUAAAUACACAUGGGGGUGGGGGUUGUCUAGUGGGAUUGAAAUGUCAUGUAGCAAAUUGCUUUGGGUGAUUUAAUGUUUGCUCGCACACUUAAUGUAUUCAUUCAUGGUGAUGUCAGGCAGAUGUACAGCCAGAGGAGAAACCAGCUGUAGGUUAAAGGUCCGUGCAACUCCUUACCACAAACAUAGAGUCCUGCUCUUGGUUUCCCUCUGCUCUUGGUUUCCCUCUCUAUCUGACAUUAUACCUGUCCUUCAUUGUCAAUAUUACUGUCUGUGUCCCACUGGAGACAUCAUAUUGCCUCAGGCAGACUCAUGUGCUGUGUACUCAGCUUCUGGACAGGGUUAUGUUAUCUCUGCCAUCUCUGCAUCCAGUGCAGAGCCGUAUCAGUCACUCCUAAUCCUGUCCUGUGGCUAAGAUAGAUACAGUUCCCAAAGAUAGACUUCAUGGGGGAAUACAGUGAACUUCUUUGACAUUUCAUUGUUUUCUUUAUUUGUUGCAUUUGUGCUACGUUUGUUCAGGCACAUCAUGGAACAUAAGUUAGCUUUUACUUAUAUUAUUAUCUUAUUAUUGUUAUUUUAAGGGUUAUUAGGCAUAACUAUAGAUACCACAAGUGCCCGCUGUAGUUAAGCCAGAGUUGGAGUACUUUGUUUUGUUAGAGUUUCAUACAUCAAUUAACAUCUUUUUGUACUUACCCCCAGUCUUCUUUAUGCUGCAGUAAACAUAUAGCACACUGGUACUGGUUUGUAUUCCUCUUCUUUCAGCCCCAAAUGAGUUUGUGUCCCUGGCGGAGAUGGAGGACGCUCUCCUGAAGAACCUUUUCCAAGGCUACCAGCGCUGGGUCAGACCCAUCCAACAUGCCAAUGACACCAUCAGAGUGCGCUUUGGGCUCAAGAUCUCUCAGCUGGUUGAUGUGGUGAGAACAUACCUGCAAGCACAAACAUAUCACCGGUUUAUUUUGAAACAUGUUGUCUUUGUUAGCCUUUACCUUUGCUCAGAUCUCAACCAAAAUAUUCACUUUCAGAACUAGUAAAUCCAUCAGUACAAGAAAUUGUUCAGUUUUCCAUGAUACACUUCGACUUUAUUGAAAUUGUCACUCUCAUAGAAAUGUUCAUUCACUUUAAGUUAUCAAGUGUCUUGUCCUGAUGUUUUGGAACACUUUAAUCUCGAUGAUAACAUCUUUUUGUAUUGUGAUUACUCUGGUUGUAAUAAUAAUCAUAUAAGUCUCAGAAAACUAUUUUUCAUAAUGUCGAUAAAUCAAACAGCAAACAGACACAAAUAUAUAUAAACCACAGAUUAAGAUAGGUAGAUGGAUAGAUACUUAUUUGAAACAAAGUCCUGAUAAAAAAAAAUCUUAAAUCAAAUGUUGCUUUGGUUGGUCUUUGUUUAUUGUGUAGUUUAAGCCCUGCAUAGCUGCGGUCCAUGAUGCUCAAACCAAACAAGCUGUUGGCAGCUUCACAGAGUGGAGCUUUCCGUGGUCCUGAAAUAGAUCUGUACACUCUCCUCACAUCUCCAACCAUGCAGUUUCUCUCCGGAGUGUUCCUUUAAUAUUUCAGGGGCUGCCUGUGAUAGGUGAGGGUGGUUUAUGUGUUCAAAAGGAGAAAACAUAGGAUGCUAAUGGAAGAACCACUCUUCUCAGCUUGAAAUAUUCAUCUACUUUGGUUUUUUACUCUUCAUCAUUUCAGCUAACAGCCAUGUAAAGCAAAAAAUAUCAGAGAUGAGUCCUAUCAAGACUCUGUAGGGAGAAAAGAUUUAGGUGGAUGCUCUUUCUGGUUUCAGAAAAGAGAGCAGGAAGGAGGAAUAACAGCAGCUUAGCUUCACCAUGAAUGUCCCCAGAGUCUAACGCUGCUGCACAGCUCUGUAUUAGAUCAUGGUUCACCUCUGCUUUAUGUGACCACCAAAAUAUCCAACUCAGUUUGACAGCCAAGGCCUGGUCUGGAGAAGCUGCAUCUUUGUGUUUCUCUCAAGUCCCUUAUUUUCACAACUCUAUUCCAGUGAUGUGGAAAUAAACCUGAGUUCACCACUCCCCAUCUAUCUAUUCCUGUCCUCUACUAUUUAUCUCUUGCUGCAUUUAUAUUGCUUCAGCAGGAUUCACUGCACCCACUCUGGCUUCAUGUUUCCUUUGGUUGUUUGUUAAGGAAGUAGCAGAGACAGGUAAAUGAGAUUUUUGUCUAAUUUCGUGGAGAAAGGAAAGCACUGUUUAGUGAACUUUCAGCCAACCUUCUCAUCUAGUCCUCUAAUUAGAUCUUACAUCAUGAUGGAGGCACCCUAGGCAGAAGAGGUAAACAAGUUGCAUCAUUUUCAGCUUGAAAAAAGGCAGCCAUAUUAGCAUAUUUGUCAUCUAUUUUCCUGUGUGUGGAUAUUUGAUAUAUCCUCUGGACUACAAACUUGACAUUAGCAGUCCUCCUCAAACUGCUUUAAAAAUACUCCAUGAGGAAUGAAAAUCAUUCACACAUAGGUUUCUUUUUAUGUUUUAACCUUUCCUUCCUUUCAAAAUAUUCUUAUUAUUUCUGUUGUUUUGUCUGUCUUAGGAUGAAAAGAACCAGCUGAUGACGACAAAUGUUUGGCUCUGCCAGGUAAGAAAGUCACAGUAAGGUCAGAGAAAACGUCAGAGUAUUACAGAAAAAGAAACAGGCUAUGGACUGACACAGCUUGUUAUAAAGAAGACAUAGAUUACUUUGUGUUUUACAUAAAUAUAUAUACUAGAAAAUUAGCUUUCCACUUGUUUCUGAUUUGUAUAACACAGCUAACAGCAUUUAACAGAAUUUUCACAAAAAAAAUUGCAAAAUUUCCUCAGAAGUCAUAGUUUUAGUCAAAUCUAAAGACUGAUUGAGAGUGUAUAAUGCAGAAUUUCUUUGUCUCUGUACACAAAGAAAGCUCAGUUUUUUUUAAGUUACGGGGAUGUAAGUCCUCCGAUACUUAGUUUUGUGUCUUGUGUAUGAUCACCAGGAGUGGAUCGAUUACAAAUUGCGAUGGAAUCCAGAGAAGUACGGAGGAAUUACGUCUAUUAGAGUUCCCUCUGAAAACAUCUGGCUACCAGACAUCGUCCUCUAUGAAAAGUGAGACCCACUCAGAUAUUUGAAUGACUAUGACAAAACUGUCAAUUUUCCUGUCAAACUGAACAGUUUCUGGUCUUGUCCAUUCAUUGUCAUAAUUGCUGCUCAUAUGACCUUUCUUGACUGCUUUGACUUAUUGAUUGAAGAGUUUAGAACAAUGGCUGAAAAUGUAAAUAAGUGCUACAAUCUUCAGUUAAAUUAAUGAUUUGAUGUAAACUCAGUUUUUUUUUUUUUUUGUCUUUUUCAGUGCUGAUGGGAGGUUUGAGGGCUCCUUGAUGACCAAAGCGAUUGUCAGGUACAAUGGCGCCAUCACCUGGACACCACCUGCCAGUUACAAAUCUGCCUGCACUAUGGAUGUCACAUUCUUCCCUUUCGACCGGCAGAAUUGCACGAUGAAGUUCGGCUCCUGGACGUACGAUGGUCACAUGGUGGACCUGAUUCUUAUUGACAAACAAGUUGACAGGAAGGACUUCUUUGACAAUGGGGAGUGGGAGAUCCUCAGUGCCACUGGUGCCAGAGGGAACAGGAAGGAUGGCAUGUACUCGUACCCCUUUAUCACAUACUCCUUCAUCCUGAAGAGGCUGCCGUUAUUUUACACUCUCUUCCUCAUCAUCCCUUGUUUGGGUUUGUCCUUUCUGACUGUGCUGGUCUUUUACCUUCCAUCAGAUGAAGGCGAGAAGCUGUCACUUUCUACCUCUGUACUCGUGUCACUCACUGUGUUCCUUUUAGUCAUAGAAGAAAUCAUCCCCUCCUCUUCCAAGGUGAUCCCACUCAUUGGAGAGUACCUCCUCUUCAUCAUGAUCUUUGUCACACUCUCUAUUAUCGUCACAGUCUUUGUCAUCAAUGUGCACCACCGCUCCUCGGCCACCUAUCAUCCCAUGUCCCCAUGGGUUCGCAAUCUCUUCCUUCAGAAACUGCCUAGGUUGCUUUGCAUGCGUGGACAUACUGAUCGCUACCACUAUCCAGAGCUAGCUCCUGAGAGCCCUGACCUGAAGUCACGCUCAGGAGGUCGGAGUCGAGGCCAGAAGGGCAAUAGCGGAGCCCACGGUCAAACCACAUCUGAUGGGAAGGAGGACGAAGCCUGGGCAACCAUGCUUGACCAGGCUAUCUACUCAGUGCGCUACAUUAGCAGACAUAUCCGCAAGGAACAUUUUAUCCGCGAGGUGGGUUGAGACGAAUGGAUAAACUAAUGAUUCAAGUAUAUACGAGGGGUACAUUUAUACAUUUGAUGACAUCUCCUGUUGAUUCUGUUUUCACAGGUGGUACAAGAUUGGAAGUUUGUGGCCCAGGUGUUGGACAGAAUCUUCCUCUGGGCUUUCCUCACUGUCUCAAUACUUGGCACUAUCCUAAUUUUCACUCCAGCUUUGCAAAAGUUUAUGAAAAUCCCUCCUCCAACUGCAAGUGAAGAGCCACCUUCAACUUAGCGGCAGUAACGCACCUUCCACAAAAAAACUGAUGAUCCUCAUGUGGUACUAAAGACUUUCUGAUACCUUUUUUACCCCCUUUCUUUUGCCCAUUUCAAUGUUCAGUAUAAGUAUUGGCUGACACCAAAUACCCCGUCUAUUCCAGUGCAAUAAAAAGUAUGCAUAAGUUAUCGCAGAUUUGUCAAGUCUACAAGCUUAGAGACAUUUAAUAUGAAAUUCACUGGCACCGCACUCUUGCUUUGUGCUAAUGUCAGUUGAUUGUUUCAGUUGACUUUUAAAGGAGAGGGCUUGUCAAAAUUGUAUCAGAUUUAUCAUUGAUUUGCUUAAGUACUGAUAGUCAAUACCCAUGUUUCCACUGUAGAGAGAAAGUCCCCACAGGUGCUUUUCAGAGACUUACAAUGCUUUCAAUUGUAUAGGUGUAGAUUCCUUCCCUAGAUUCACUGUGUAGAUUCAAUGAAGAUUUAAGCUUUACUCAAACAAUGACUUUAGUGUUUUGUUUAUUUAAUCAGUGAGACAAUCAUCGUUAAAUUGGCGCAGCCUGUGUUACAAUUGUGACCAUUACGAAACGUCAUAUUGUUCACUGAGUGGCUUUAAAUAGCAUGCAACUAUCAGUGCACUAGAUCACAUCUGCAGGUCAUUUAAAGCCAAAAUGCACUGAAACAUAAAAAAUUUGGCAAAUAGAAGAACAAAAAUUAGUACAUCAAUUAAAAAUUGCUUCAUUGAAUUUCUGAGCUGACCUCUCUGUUAUUAUUCCAAGUAAUUUUGGUGUACUUUAUGUGAAAGACAUUGCGGCCUUUCGGUUGGUUACACCAGAUUUCCUUUUAACUGUAUCCUCAAGCAAAUAGAAAAAUUUAACUUUUAAUUCUUCAAUGUCUUAAUUUACUUAGAAUUACUCUAUCAAAGUAAUAGAACUGGAUUGGGAUGGAUAGUUGUUUCCACAUACAUGAAGCACAAAUUACCUCAGUUACUUUUUAGUUUUGUAUAAUACAAAUGAUUUGAUCUCUAAAGGUACCAACAACUUUUUAACUACCUUUGAUAAAUAUUUAACGAUCUAUGUGCUUGCAAAGUCUUCAAAGACAUUAGCAAAACAUACAGGAAUAUUAAGAUAAUCUUAUUUGUGUUGUAUGUUAACAGUUUGUAAUGUUUUCUUGUCAAUUACCUGUCAAUUAUUGUCUUUGUCUAACGCAGCCUCCUCAUAUACUACAUUUGGAAUAUAAAAGUUAUGCAUCAAUAAAGAUAUAGACACAUUUUAUAUUUAAGUUCCAUUCAGUACCUUCAGUUAAACUUAAAUACAGUAUUUGUAUUAUUCAGGUACACUGUAUUACACUAAUAAAGUUGCUUUGAAUACACUA